UUUGCACCUAGAAAUGAUACGGAUAUGUAAAGAAACCAAGUAUAAGGAUUACUAUUUACUGUCUCCUGAGUGUUGUAACAUAAAAUCACCUGCAAUCCUAACAUUUUGAGAGGCACUCUUUGUGCUCACCAAGACUUUGUAUAAACGCCCCGGGGUGGAUCCCGAUCUGCCCGGACUCAAAAGAAGUAUCCAAUAUAUCUGUAACAUCGACAUCUAAGACCAUAGACCACGAUCUUUGAUUUUAGAAUUAUUUGCAUCGUGCAAGCAUCUAGGCGAACGGAGUCUGCUCUUUCUACAAAUCACGUGUCAGCCUAGCCGCAUUCGUCCAUCUAUCCCGAACUACCAGCCCCAGCUUUCCAACGACCUCAACUUCUGCUCUGUGCAAGACACGCCUCUCCAUCUCACAUUCCUCUCCUUCCUCCAAUUGCACAAUGAACUCUUUCCGAUUCGCACGGGCUGCUCUCAGAGCAAGCCCCUCUGCAUUCAGAGCUCCGCUCCAGCGGAGAGGCUAUGCCGAUGCCGUGGCAGAUAAAAUAAAACUUUCCCUUGUUCUCCCGCAUGAGAGCAUCUACAAGUCGACGGAUGUCGUCCAGGUUAACAUCCCGGCCGAAUCUGGUGUCAUGGGUGUUCUUGCCAACCACGUCCCAUCCAUCGAACAAUUGAAACCCGGUCUCGUCGAGAUCAUCGAGGAGUCGGGAGGAACCAAGCAAUUCUUCCUGUCCGGCGGCUUCGCUAUCGUCCAGCCCGACUCCCAGCUGAGCAUCAACGCCGUCGAGGGAUUCCCCCUGGACCAAUUCAGUGCAGAGGCCGUGAAAGCGCAGAUUGCCGAGGCACAAAAAAUUGCCAACGGCAGCGGCAGCGAACAAGAUAUCGCUGAGGCAAAGAUCGAGUUGGAGGUGCUGGAGAGCCUGGAAGCUGCGCUCAAAUAGAUCCGCUUUCUGUACAUAAAAUAACAUUUCCCACCACCCUAUCCCUUGUCAAACUAACCACGCCUGGAAUUUUUCCCCCUUUUUUUUCCAUUAUAAAGCGUUGAGCAAUGUAGAAUUAAAAAAUCCAGCAACCACUAUCUACUUACAUGUCUUCUGUUCAAUGACUAAACUUUCAGUUUUAAAAAGCGCUUUAUAUCUCUAUCCUUUGAUCUCUCUAUAUCACUCCUAGCAAUCUUUCUAGCGGAACCCUUUUUUUUGCCCUCUUCUCUGUAACUCAGUCAACAGAACAAGUUACAUAAAAACUUCUUGUGUUUCAUCUUCCGCACGAAUUUUAGUAAUCUAGUAUGAAAAAGCAUCACUUCCACUACAUUCUUGUUCAGCCAUUUAUAUCUACGCAAAUUUUCCGCUCAUUUUAAUCUCAAACGCAUAUACAUUCUUUUAGAUGCAACAUAUCCUCUCGAAAACUGAAUAACAAUUGAGUAAUGAAAAGAAAAGUUGAGUAAUAAUACAAAGCACAUAAACAGAAAAGAUAUUUAAAUACGAGAGACGCAGAAAGGAAAAUGUGAAUAUAGAUGCUGAG
Blastomyces gilchristii SLH14081 is the source of this 1509-nucleotide messenger RNA. Its product is annotated as ATP synthase subunit delta, mitochondrial. The transcript has 6 exons. Gene Ontology annotation, biological process: proton motive force-driven ATP synthesis. Gene Ontology annotation, molecular function: proton-transporting ATP synthase activity, rotational mechanism. The record is from RefSeq and is a predicted model, not a curated record. Lineage: Eukaryota; Fungi; Ascomycota; Eurotiomycetes; Onygenales; Ajellomycetaceae. The coding region runs from base 432 to 929 and encodes 165 amino acids.